Molecule: messenger RNA, 7721 nt
Organism: Oncorhynchus kisutch (coho salmon)
Lineage: Eukaryota; Metazoa; Chordata; Actinopteri; Salmoniformes; Salmonidae
Gene: abhd11
Product: abhydrolase domain containing 11
Exons: 6
Coding region: 119-1045 (308 amino acids)
Biological process (GO): lipid metabolic process
Cellular component (GO): mitochondrion
Molecular function (GO): carboxylic ester hydrolase activity
Source: RefSeq, a predicted model, not a curated record
ACUACUCAUUCUCUUCUAAUGUCAGUCAGAGAAUGAUUUUCUCUGCUCCGAAAUCUGCAGAAUAGAAAGCGUAUGUUGUCGGUCAGCCUGGAAGAAAAUUCAACGAGCCUACCUUGUCAUGAGUGUUUUCUGUCGCUUACUCUCGAGAGGACUUCUCUGCGGACGGGCAACAUGUCGGUUUGUAACCGGACAGCAGGAUUUCAGCGGUGGCGUGCUGCGGAUGACUCGGGCGGUUGGCUCGACCAGCCCUGUGAACCUAACCUAUGACGUGUUUGACGGGACAGGGGACGGCACCCCCCUGGUGUUCCUCCAUGGGCUGUUUGGCAGCAAGUCCAACUUCCACUCUAUAGCCAAGUCCCUGGUGCAGAGGACAGGCCGAAAGGUGCUGACGGUCGACGCCCGUAACCACGGUACCAGCACACACAGCACCGAUCUGACCUAUGAGGCGAUGACCAAUGACUUGACGCACUUGCUUGCCCAGCUGCACAUCGGGAAGUGCGUCCUGAUUGGCCACAGCAUGGGGGGCAAGGUCGCCAUGACUACAGCCCUGUCGCAGCCUGGCCUGGUGGAGAGGUUGGUGGUGGUGGACAUCAGUCCAGCCCAGACCACCACCCGUACCAACUUCCACUCCUACAUCCAGGCCAUGAAGGAUGUGAAGAUCUCUAGCGACAUCCCUCGCUCGACCGCCCGCCGCAUGGCCGAGGACCAGCUACGCAAACUGGUCAAGGAGCGCUCAGUGCGCCAGUUCCUGCUGACCAACCUGGUGGAGCAGAACGGACACUACGCCUGGAGAGUCAAUCUGGACGCCAUUGCCGCACACCUUGAUGACAUUAUGAGCUUCCCUACCUUCGAAACCACAUACGAGGGCCCCACCCUCUUCCUGGGCGGAGCCAGUUCUGCCUACAUCAGUUCUGAGGACUAUCCAGAGAUCCAGCGGUUGUUCCCAUGUGCAGACAUCCAGUACAUCCCAGACGCCAGCCACUGGAUCCACGCAGACAAACCCCUGGACUUCAUCAGCUCCAUCAGCUCCUUCCUGCAGCCCUAACCUACCCUGCUCCAACCCUCUCCACCCUCCACCACCUAAUUACUAAUCCUAUCCUGCUCCAACCCUCUCCACCACCUAAUUACUAAUCCUACCCUGCUCCAACCCUCUCCACCCACCACCACCUAAUUACUAAUCCUACCCUGCUCCACCCUCCACCACCUAAUUACUAAUCCUACCCUGCUCCACCCUCCACCACCUAAUUACUAAACCUACCCCGUUCCACCCUCCACCACCUAAUUACUAAUCCUACCCUGCUCCAGCCCUGUCCACCCUCCACCACCUAAUUACUAAUCCUACCCUGCUCCAACCACCACCACCACCUAAUUACUAAUCCUACCCCUCUCCAACCACCACCACCUAAUUACUAAUCCUACCCUGCUCCAACCCUUUCCACCCACCACCACCUAAUUACUAAUCCUACCCCUCUCCAACCACCACCACCUAAUUACUAAUCCUACCCUGCUCCAACCACCACCACCUAAUUACUAAUCCUACCCUGCUCCAACCACCACCACCUAAUUACUAAUCCUACCCCUCUCCAACCACCACCACCUAAUUACUAAUCCUACCCUGCUCCAACCCUCUCCACCACCUAAUUACUAAUCCUACCCUGCUCCAACCCUCUCCAACCACCACCACCUAAUUACUAAUCCUACCCUGCUCCAACCCUCUCCAACCACCACCACCUAAUUACUAAUCCUACCCUGCUCCAACCCUCUCCACCUAAUUACUAAUCCUACCCUGCUCCAACCCUCUCCACCCUCCACCACCUAAUUACAGGACAACCGCUGGCCUUUAACAUUAUUCACACUAAUACGGCACAGCACAAAGCCACUGUUAUCCAAUGGUGGAAAAGAACACGCUCCAAAGGGCAUGCUGUGUUGCGAAGGCUCUGAGGGCGUCGGUCACUGCUGUUGCCUGCACUCGUCAAAGUUCAAAUAAUUGUUUGACCUUUCCAACGUAUGUGCGUGGUGUUCUCGCUCUGAGCAAAACGCCUUGUGCGAAUAAUGUGAAAGGCCUGUUAGGCUCUGCCCACUCACACUGGGGUCCACCUCUUAAAACAGCCAGUAGGUAGAGCUUCAAACCAGAGGAGGCACAGCCAUCUUAGUAGACAAUGCUAAUAUUGCUAACCCUGGACCAAACUCACUCUUUCUUUCCAUGCUGUUUAUCUUGCGAUUUAAAGGAGCUGUAUGGAAAAUGCCCUUAAUUUAUCUAUAGUAAUAGUGGAAUGACAGUGUUUCAUCAUAUUUUGUUCCCCAAAAAAGGUUAUUGGGCUCACAAAAAAUUGCAUUCUAAUGGUGCCGCCUUCUGAUUGGUCAAUAAAAGACGGACCAUCUCUUGUGAAAUUGACAACGAGUUACAUAUAGCUCCUUUAACCGCCAUAUUGUAAUCAAGGAUUUGUGUAAAUCCUGUAUUACCGUACUUAAUAGAUAUGUAAAUAUUAAGAAAAGUAGAUAGUUGGGUAGUAAGAGGUUGAGAUUAUAUUUAAAGUAGAUAGAUUGACAGUUUGUUUUUAAAUGAGGGAGUGUUUUUAGGUAUGAGUUACUAAUCCAAAGAUCCUCUCGUCAUUGUUGCACAGUACCAUUCUACUCUAAUCAGGUUGAUGUAAAUCAGCAUUGAAGAAAGGCUUUGAGCCAGGUCUUAUAUAGUCUAGUCUGGACAUGUUCUGUAUGUAUGUGGCUACGUCUCAAAUGGCACCCUGUAUCCCAUAUAGUGCACUAGUUUAAAGAUGCACUAUUCGGAAACUGCUGUACCAUUUCCUGGUUGCAAAAAUUCUAAUAGCUUGCCUAAUGUCAGUUUGUAACAAACAGGAAAGUAUAGUGUGGAGAAUCAUUGUACCAUCUAAACUGCUGUGAAAUAAUCCAUAACCUAAAAUAUAGUAUUUUUUUAGCUGUUUGAAACUGGUGUUCAAAUCUGAAAGUAAAAGAUGUAAAAAUAUAACUUAAUCACGGGAAGCAUAGAAAUAGCGCACAUAGAACAGAUCUACCACUUCUUAGACUUGCUUUCAAUGAAAAUGACAGAUCUAUAACUUAAAUGUUUAUGUGAAUUUGGUCAGAUCGCCCAAAAAUGUACAUAUUGCAGCUUUAAAAGCAGUGCACUAUGUAGGGAAUAGGGUGUCAUAACAGCCUUAAUAUAAGUGCACUAUGUAGUCCAGGGAUGUCAAACUCAUUCCACUGAGUGCCUAGUGUCUGCAGGUUAAGACCUAGACAACCAGGUGAGUUCCUUACUAAUUAAUGACCUUAAUUCAUCAAUCAAGUACAAGGGAGGAGUGGCCCUCUGUGGAACGAGUUUGACACGUGUGACGUAGUGCAACAAGGAAAUAGGGUGUCUAAUUUGAGACAAUGCCUGAGAUACAUCGCAGUUCUAACCCUACAGUAUGGGGAAUAUGGUGUGAUCUCUAAAGCAGCCAGACUGUGUCUCUGGGAUGGGUAGUCUAGAGGGGUGAUUCAGCAGGGAGCUUGGCAGAACAGAAAUAUAAUCUCGUUCUGUGGUUGGAACCCUGGUUGAUAAUGCUGGCCGAGAAGUGAAGCCUGGCCUAAAGACGAGCCAAGCGGAGAGAAUGUAAAGCACAGCUAAAGCAUUAUUUACAAAGCAUCUCGGAGUAGGAGUACUGAUCUAGGAUCAGUGUGCCCCUGUUUUUGCCUGAUGUUCGCUACAUACUUCAGUCUGACUGCCAUCAUUAACCAGGCAUGCUUCCAUCCAACCUUUUUUUUGAAUGAGAUUUAUAGUACGUGUCGGAUAAAAAAAAUGCCACGAUAGCCUUGAUGGAAAAAGCUAAUUGGUCAGUGAACUUUCCAAAUGUCUAGCGUAUUUUGUUUAGUCUACAAGGUGGGAUCUUUUUGUCGUAAAAUGUAUUAUGCGAGAACUGGGGGUCCUUCCAUUACGACUCGGGAAAGCAUGCAGUUUAUUAGGCUUCAUAUGAAAUAAGUUAUGAGGAACUUCACAUGGUGGUGAAAGUGCAAGGGGAUUAGCUUGAUGCUGCUUUCCAAUAAAUAUUGAGGGUCUUAUUCUAGUGACAUGAUGAUCGAUGUUUGGCUGCCAUUUGACAAAUAAAAAUGAUCUUUCUCUUUAGUCCAUAAUAAUUGAAUCAUUCAGAACCGGUCGAUUUUCAAGGCAUUCCUCGUCGAUCACCAAACAUUUCUGUAGAAAAUCCACGUUAAAGGCUGGGAUAAAGGCUUGCGCUCCUUUUAAAUUCAUGUUGUGCUUUUGGCGAGAGGUGCGCUUGAUUUGAGAAGCCCUGCGCACCGGGUAAGCAAAGUGUUCCCCAUUUUUAACCAUUUCAGUUGUCUGAAAAGUUCAACUGGGGGGACUGGGAGAUCUGUGGCUAAAUCGAAUGCGCCUACUUGGGUGGCCAAUCUGAUAUAUCAAAUCACAGUGCCUAAGGAGCUUCAACGACCCCAGGCCAUAGCAAAGUUUGAUACUAGCCCAACUUAGAUGUAAUAACUUGUAAAACCAUGACCACAGAGAGGCUGUCAAAGAAUACAGCAAAGAGCCGCUCUUUUUUAGGAGCGAGUUCAUGUUAAAAAUAUGUAUUCAACACUAUGCUCUGCUCUGCCUUGCAAGUGCUACACCAACUGAUCUAUUUUGUAAUCAAAUCUCAAGUUUUUAAAUAUUGCCAGGCCAGGCAUAUAGCCAAUAUGCUGUGUUAAUAUAUUAGGCCUACUGCACAAACCUCAUUCUUACAGGACUGCUUUUAUUGGGUUAAUGUUACAUUUUCUUAAGUCAUGCUUAAAAAAUAAUAAUAAUCCUGAGCGGUAUCUCGUGUUGCAUUUUGACUGCGAAAGUGAUCUUGACUCAAAGGUUGGUGACCACUGAUCUGAGCUGUUGACUUUUUGGAUUAGGUUGGAGUAGGGUAGUGGCCACAUUCGCUAUAUAACGCAAAAACAAUGUGUGACAAAACCAUCAGUAGGCCUGGAGUUGAAAGUGCCAUGGAAACCCAUUUAACUUUUUUAUUGGGUAUAUGUGAAUCCACAAAAGGUAUUUUUAUGUGCACUACGUCAUCACGCACGGCCUUUUAUCCACAACAAGUCCAUUUGAUGGAAACUCAUCUCUGCAGAUUUUUUAAAUAUUCACGUGAAAAUCUGUCGCCAAUUGGAUGGAAACCUAGCUAUUGAAGUCGUUUGCGGUGAUGUCAAAGAGGGGUGUUGUACAAAACAAAGUAAUCAGAGAUUGGCUCAUCUCUUAACUAAUCAAACCUCUGCUUUAACAGUGUGUGUGUGUUCUGGCUCUGGCCCAACCCAUCUGUUUCUGGGACCAAUCAGAAUGGUUAGAAUGGUUUUCUGUUCUAGAAAUUGUUGUGGAAGUACUCAAAUUUAGACUCAUUGCGGAGAAGCAAUUAACAAUUAACAGCCGUGGGUGUGGUGUAGCGUUUGGCUGGAGCAAGGUGCUUGGGUAGCCAGGCAUGUGUGUGUAUGUAUGUAUGUAUGUAUAUAUAUAUAUAUAUCAGCACUCCUAAUCCUACAAUGCUUUAUGAAUACAGGCCCUAAUUGUUUUAUAUUAGAAGUCUGGACUAAAGACGGGACCUCUCAAGCAAAGGGAAUGUAAAGUACAACUGCAGCGCUGAACCAUAGAUUAGGGUGCUGAUCUAGGAUCAGUUUUCCCUUUUUAGAUCAUAGUGAAUAACGUAUGAACAAAGGAUGAACCUGAUCCUAGAUGAGCACUCAUGAAUAAGUGCUCUGGUUCUGUCUGAACUGACAUGUGGAUUUAGCACCUGAUGUCAGUGAAGGAACAUCUACGGCUCCCCAGAGAGAUCGGGGCUGUUGUGUUGCUGUGUGCAAUCGCUUUUAUACAUGGUGUGUUUUGUGUGCGGUAUGUUACUAAGCCUGUGGGAAUUAGCCAGAAAGGAGGACAAAGUUGUAAAAUGAUUGUUACCGAAUGGAAUAAGACAUUAAGUGAAAGCACACAGUGUAGCCUAGUGUUAAAGCUGUUUUUUUUUUUUUUGGUAUCUUAUCCUCAGCUGGGGAAAAAAGGUGUUGCAAUUGAUGCAAACGCUUAGUAAAUCUGACCUGUAGUCUUUGGAAUUAAUUUCACUAUUUUUUUUGUCGUACUACUAGAUUACAUGUAGUGUUACACAUGUAACACGUAACACACCUUUUUUAUAGUGUGAUGUCAUUCAGAUAGCUAUUUAGCUAUCUUUCUAUGCCAUUUAAGCGCUAAUAAAGCUAUAUCUUUCCAGGUACUGUAUUAUCUCCUGUAUCUCCCAGGUUAGACUCUACAGCGGAGGGGGUCCUACUCUGGUCUUGGGGAAUCUACUGGACCUGCAGGGUUUUGUUCCAGCCCUACACUAACACACUCUGGAGAUCCCUAGGACAGUGGGUCCUGACUCCCAACACUAACACCUUAUUCAACUAAUCAAGUUCCAGACAGAAGACCAUGAAUAGUUGAUUACGUGAAACUGGUGUGUUUAGUGCAGGGUUAGAACAAAAGCCUUCACUCUCUCGGGCUGGAGUUGGAAAACCCAAUGCUCUACACUACACUCUGGGUAAUAUUCUCUACUCUUCUGUGUUGUGAGUGGGCAUUUUGUAAACAAUUAACUGUGUACUCUGUUUGUGAUAAUCUACUAGCGUCUGUUUCAAUGGUCAUUUAUUCAAGUAUAUGAAUCUCUUUGACUCUGUAGACGAAGGCUGCAUUUACACAGGCAGCCCAAUUCUGAUAUGUCGUUUGACCAAUCAGAUGUUUCGCAAAUUAUUGGGCAAAAGAUCAGAAUUGGCCUGCCAUGUUUUAGUGUUCAUGGGUAUGUCAGAUAUGCUGCAAAAAAUCUAACUCAUAUUGUCCUUAAUCUUAUCAGAUUUCCUCUACUGUUGUCGGGUUUGUUCUUCAGUGAAAUGUUUUGGUGCUUGUGUGUCUGGGGAAAAGUACAAUCAGUGAUACUGCAGCUCAGUCUGUGUGUUUGUGCCUCUGAGGCUUUUUUUUGUUUUCAUCUCUUUUUCAUCUCUGUAAAAUUUGUAACAAGUUUUCCGCAGUUAUCCAGCAGCUCUGAGACUGGUCUCCGUGUUGCCAGUUAUAUUUUAUCACAGUAACUCAUAGCCCCAAAAGGGUCCUAGUGUGUUUAUAAUUUUUGUAGUUGAAAGUAUUUUGAUCAGUUGAAAGUUAAACAAAAAGUGUACUCCAUUGGAUGCCAGGUUUGAAUAACUAAAGAUAUCAGAAUGGUUCGUGUUGAACUAGCUUACCCUUGUUUUAACUCAAAUAGUUGUAAUUGAGUAGCUAGGCAAUCCCCUACCAAUCAUACUCAGACCCCAGGGUUCAUAUUGGCUUUCUGUUGGUCAAGAAUGUGUCUAGGGGAAAGAUUUACAGAUAUUGAACCUGGGUUGAUGGGGUUUGCACUUUUGGGACUAUUCCAUUAACACUGUACAAGCUCAAUCAAGCGCACACCUAAAGUAUUUGAAAUAAAACCAAUACUAAUUGAACCAAUUUAACCCAGGUAUGAGGUGAAAUGUUUAAUUUAUUUAUGUUCAUGUUGAAAUUGACAAACCGUAAUUUAGUCUAUUUUACUAUGAGCAUGCCUUUUCAUCCUCUCGUUCAGUUGUCGAUAGGCCUAUGCAUUUUAACUUUGCCACAGUAAUGUUCAUUCAAUGUCAAAAAAUGUUAUGUAGAUGUGAGAUACAUUGGGUGAAUAAUUGAGAAAUAUUUAAUGAUGUAUUACUGAUGUAUAUUAAAAUUGAAGGAGAAAAAAAAA